GCCUGCGCGUAAAUGUGAGUGCGCGUGCGCGCGCGUGUGUGAACCUGCUGCUGGCUCUUCAUCCAAGCAGGCUGACGCUCACUCACUCAGUCGCAAGUCAGGCCGACGAGAGGACUGACUGACUCUUCGGUCGCGCUUCUCGAGUCCGGGGGGGUGGCUGAAAAAAGUCGCCUUUCACUCAACCGACUGUGGAGGGUAGAAGACAAAAAGCGAGGAGGACAUGUCGGACGCGACAAGUUAGCUUUUUGGGAGACGACAAGGACGGGAUUUGCUGGGGCAGCGCGUGAAACGUUUAAAAGCACAAGAGCCGGAGCUCAAGAUGCCCUGUAAAAACUAAGCUCAAACUCAACAAAGGAAGAGAGGAAGUCAUAAGCUUGAGAGCGCACCUUGCCGUCGCCCCCGCGGAAGCCCUUUGCCAGCCGACCCGCCGGCUUCCGAGAUGAGUGCCAAAGCCACCAUCAACAAGGAGGUCUUCGUACCCCACGACGAGAAGAUGUUGGCAGCCGUGCAAGUGAAGCGAAAGACCAAGAAAAAGAUUCCGUUCCUGGCGACUGGCGGUCAGGGAGACUACAUGACCUUCAUCUGCCUCUCAGUGACAAAUAAGAAGCCAGCCCACGUCUCCAUCACCAAAGUGAAACAGUUUCAAGGAUCGUCCGCCUUUGUCAAACGCUCCCAGUGGACUAUCGACCAACUACGGCAGGUCAACGGCAUUGACUCCAACAAAGACUCCCCCGAGUUUGACCUGACGUUCGAUAACGCCUUUGACCAGUGGGUCGCUGGUUCUGCGGGAGAGAAGUGCACCUUUGUCCAGAUUCUUCACCACACCUGCCAGCGCUACAUCCCGAUGCGGAAACCAGAGUUUGUCAACUGUCAGUCCAAACUGCUGGGAGAAGGCCAAACGGUAGAUUCGGUUGUAGUCCGCUGCAAAGUGUUUAUGAACAGAGUGAGGAAAGAUCUGGUUGCUCACCAUAGUCUGCUCCGACGACGAGGUAAGACAUUCGGGCGUACGUAUUUCCCGCAUUACUGUAUCAUAAAAGGUGUUGCGUGCCCAAAUAGUCACCGAAAUAAAUUAACGCCUCCCUGCUCCUAUCUGGAAAAGACAAUUGGUAGCGACCUCGAAUCAUCUCCGUUUAUAGAUAUAUUGUCACUCACACGUUCAUUCAAGAGUUAACAAUUGAGACCUUUUGACCUUAGUUGCUAACCAAAACAGCGGCUCCUAUCAAAGCAUGCACACCGUCUAUCAGAUGACUUGGUGGUUUGGUGACUUAUUGCAUUUCGGCGCACAAGUCAACAAUUUUGAUGAUUAGAGUUUUCGCUGGACUCUGACCUGUGGUCGCUUCACAAUGUUGCAUGAAUGACAAGGUUCCACGUCAAGCAAAUACCACGUCUCUCCCAUAGAUGACUUCUUGUUUCCAUCACAGAAACUCAAUCGGUAGUAACCGUAAUUAUCUCGGUUCAUCACUGCUAUCGUUCAUGCAACCAUUAAAGAGCUAACUGCUGGCCCAACGUGCUGCUAACCCAAAAAAAAAAAGCACCACCGACCAAAGCCCUUAAACAGCCUGGGAGGGAGUUCAAUUAAAGUCUGAACGCUUUCUGCAUGUUAACGAGUCACAGAUGAAGACAAAUCGGGCAAUUCGUGUUCCGGUCGGCCGCCGCGGUGUUCUUUGCUUUUAUCGUCUGUGGAGCUACACCGCUAUUUGUUUCAUGUGAGUAGCAUUGCUAUAAAAAAGUUGAGCGGUGAACUCCUGGAUCGCAUUCAUUGUAAGAUUGUUGUAUUAUUCGAACAAAUGUUUUUUAGACAAGGCGCCGCCUCCUGGCGCAAUGGAGGAAAUGAACACGCUUUGACACGAUUUGCGGGAAUAGAGUAAACACAAAUAAACCUUGCUGCCGCGUCUCAGAGGAAAACUGAGUGACCUUGGCUGUCAUUUUUUUUUUUUUUAGGCUGACACUAGUGCGGAUACGACUGGACGCUCACAGCAAG
Molecule: messenger RNA, 1981 nt
Organism: Hippocampus comes (tiger tail seahorse)
Lineage: Eukaryota; Metazoa; Chordata; Actinopteri; Syngnathiformes; Syngnathidae
Gene: stxbp6
Product: syntaxin binding protein 6 (amisyn)
Exons: 6
Coding region: 440-1171 (243 amino acids)
Biological process (GO): Golgi to plasma membrane transport; exocytosis; regulation of SNARE complex assembly
Cellular component (GO): exocyst; plasma membrane
Molecular function (GO): phosphatidylinositol-4,5-bisphosphate binding
Source: RefSeq, a predicted model, not a curated record